Messenger RNA from Pangasianodon hypophthalmus (striped catfish), 1820 nucleotides. RefSeq names its product malate dehydrogenase 1B, NAD (soluble) (gene mdh1b). The coding region runs from base 119 to 1660 and encodes 513 amino acids. The record is from RefSeq and is a predicted model, not a curated record. Gene Ontology annotation, biological process: oxaloacetate metabolic process; tricarboxylic acid cycle; malate metabolic process. The transcript is spliced from 7 exons. NCBI's taxonomy places the organism in Eukaryota, Metazoa, Chordata, Actinopteri, Siluriformes, Pangasiidae. Gene Ontology annotation, molecular function: L-malate dehydrogenase (NAD+) activity.
AAUAUUAUCAGAUGUCUUUAUAGAAGCAACAAUUAUAAUAAUAGUAAUGAUGAUAAUGAUAAUAAUAAUAAUAAAUUUGAAAGGAAAAUAAACAUUUUGGAAGCCAUUUUGUAUUAAAAUGUUUCUGUCUGUUAAAUGCUUUAGCUCUGAUGGUGUAUUUUUCUGGACAGGAAAGGCAGAUUGUCCUUAUUAUGCCAAAGCUGAGCUUCUAGCAGAUUUACUGCAAAGCAUCCUUCCUGAUUUCCACAUUCACAAGCUCUGCAUGCUGCCUGAUGCCUGGGAGAGCUGGCUUCAGGACACAUGCUCACGCAACGGCUGGAAGCACGAGAGCAGCCCCAUGGUGUGGAGGGAGCUGACUGACCGUGGAGGAAAGGGCGUGCUUCUCGGGGGGUUCAGUGAUUUUCUUGAAUAUGUGCAGGGCUACUAUGGUAUCACGUCAGACAUGGGCACAGAGCUGAUGCUGAACAUCGCAGCAGAAAAUCUUCAGGCAGCGCAACUACACCUUCAGGAUGAAGAGCGACGAAGCAAACUCCACCAAUCCUUCCACAUCUGGAUCAGCAGUGCUCUAAACCCUAUCUGCUACCACCUCGUCCCGUUACUCUUCACGUCCGGCGUAUUCGCCGCCGUCCCCACCGUCAGCCUCCACCUUCUGGACGUAGACGCCAGUGAAGACUCUCUAUCGGCUCUUAAAAUGGACGUGGAGGACAUGGCUCUGCCGCGGCUCCGCAGAGUCACCGCCCACUCCGACCCGCGUCAGGCGUUCCAGUCAGCCGAUCUGAUCAUUUUCCUGGACGAUCAGGGAGCGAAUGAGGACGCGGAGCAGCGGCUGAGCCAAGUGGUGCAAAGAUUCACUCACUACGGAUGUCUGAUCGAGGACGACGCGCAUAAAGAGCUGCGAGUGCUGGUGGCAGGAGACGUCUACGUCAACCUGAAGUGCGGUCUCCUGAUCGAGAACGCGCCCUCCGUGGAUCCACGUCGCUUUGUGGUGAUCGCAGCACAGCUGGAAGGAGAAGCGAGGACUCAGCUUGCAAUCCAGCUGUCUGUGAAAAGCCAAGAUAUCACUGAUGUCAUCGUUUGGGGAAACAUCAGUGGUCAUUUCCACAUCGACCUACAGCGAGCUAAGGUUUACAGCUAUAAAGGUGCCAUCUGGGGACCUGCAGGAUUCUCUCAGAGCGUCUUGGAGAUGGUUUAUGAUAGGAAAUGGCUGAAGAACGACUUUCCAAGCUUGGUUGGCUCGCGUCGAAGCGCCAUUUCUCAAAUGACUAACAGACCUGCAGCUAUUUCAGCAACCAGAGGAAUCGUUACAGCUCUGAACGCGUGGAUCAACGAUUCCUCUCCUCAGGAGAUCUUCUCAGUGGGUGUAGUCAGUACGGGGCACUUCGGUGUUCCUGCCGGUCUCGUGUUUUGCGUUCCCGUGACCUUCCAGGAGGGCGAGUGGUCGGUGUGUUCAGACGUCAUCAUCCCCGAAGAGCUGCGGAGGAAACUGGAGGCUGCCGUUAAUGAGAUCACAGAGGUGAAGAAGCGAAAAAACAAACAAACAAAAAAAAAAACAACACAAAGUUCACUGGUUAUAUUAAUAAUUCAUAUGUUUAGCACUUCAUCGUGUGUAUUCUGUGUACAUUUUAUUGCUUGCAGGAAAAGACCAUGGCAGAUGGAAUAAGGAUGAAAAGUUCUGUUGCCUGAAAUCAUAUUUCAUUUCUUAUUAAAAUUAAUAAAUCUCUUGAAGGAGCGUCGCAGUAAAAUGGACGAUUAUUUAUUAUCGAAAAUAAAUGCCUGCUUCACUGUGAAAGAUUUCUUUAUUUAUCUAAAAGCCAUUUACU